Messenger RNA from Solanum tuberosum (potato), 1709 nucleotides. RefSeq names its product probable ADP-ribosylation factor GTPase-activating protein AGD9. Gene Ontology annotation, molecular function: GTPase activator activity. Lineage: Eukaryota; Viridiplantae; Streptophyta; Magnoliopsida; Solanales; Solanaceae. The record is from RefSeq and is a predicted model, not a curated record. The transcript is spliced from 7 exons. Bases 160 to 1398 code for a protein of 412 amino acids. Gene Ontology annotation, biological process: COPI coating of Golgi vesicle.
GUAGAAGAUUAGCGGUUUUACAUAUAUUCCUCUUUCACUACGUUGUUGCACCAUUUCUGUACGUUCCCUGAAGAGGCAAUUCGCGUCGUUUUUCUCUCUAUCAUUGUCGCCGUUUAUCCUUUUCGUCGGAACUUCGUAGAAUCAUCUAUUUCUACAGCCAUGGCUUCCGGCAACUUCAGCGACAAAAACGCUGUUUUUCGGAAGCUCAAAUCCAAGCCUGAAAACAAGAUGUGUUUCGAUUGCAAUGCUAAGAAUCCUACUUGGGCAUCCGUGACGUAUGGGAUCUUCUUGUGUAUUGAUUGUUCCGCAGUUCAUCGCAGCCUUGGCGUUCACAUCAGUUUCGUUAGAUCGACAAAUUUAGAUUCGUGGUCUCCAGAGCAGUUAAAAAUGAUGUACUUUGGUGGAAAUAACCGUGCUCAAGUUUUUUUCAAGCAGCAUGGAUGGAACGAUGGAGGCAAGACUGACUCCAAGUAUACCUCAAGGGCUGCUGACUUGUAUAGGCAGUUACUCUCAAAAGAAGUUGCUAAAAGUACUGCAGAGGAAGCAGCUUUGCAAGCAGCUUUGCCAGCAGCUUUGCCAGCAUCUCUUGUUGCUUCUCAGGCUGCACAGGCUACUAACGUAUUUCCGGAUAUUAAGACUAGGGAGCCUCCAAAAGAAACGUCUUCGUUGAAGGACGAAAAAACCGAGGUUACUGCUUCACCCAAAGCCUCUCAAGCUGUUACCACCUUUCUUAAGAAACCUACAGUUGCGAAGAAAGCUGGGAAGUCUGGAGGACUUGGAGCUCGCAAACUUACUAAAAAGUCUAGUGAAAGUCUCUAUGAGCAAAAGCCUGAAGAACCGCCUGUUCAAGUUCCCUCCUCCAAUGCUGCAAGUAAUGCACCAACUGUUGGUUCAUCAUUUGCGUCUCGUUUUGAGUACACAUACAAUGUCCAACCUGCGGAGACGAGUUCUGGAGGCUCUCGCGUUCUUAACCAUGUGGCCCCUCCAAAGUCCACCAGUUUUUUUUCAGAUUAUGGGAUGGAUAGUGGUUUCACAAAGAAGACGAGUUCCAAUUCUUCAAAAGUUCAAAUUGAGGAAACUGAUGAAGCAAGGAAGAAGUUUACUAAUGCCAAAUCCAUUUCAUCUGCUCAAUUCUUUGGUGAUCAGAGUAAAGCUGCAAAGGAAGCCUCAGUUUCUCUUCAGAAAUACUCGGGUUCAAGCGCCAUUUCUAGUGCUGACCUCUUUGGUCAAGAUGAUGGGGCAGCUUAUGAAAUAACUGCCGGCGAAUUAAUAAAUAGGAUCUCUUUCCAGGCACAACAGGAUAUGUCAUCUAUCAAAAAUAUUGCUGGAGAAACUGGGAAGAAGCUGUCCUCCUUAGCAUCCAAUUUGAUGUCUGAUCUUCAAGACAGAAUCCUGUGAGGAGAGACUCUUGUGUGUUAUAAAUGAAAUGGAGAUGACAGUAUCUAAAUAUUGCUUGUAGAGGUGAAAAAAGUACGACAUUCUUUCAGAAGAAGUAGAAUUCUAAGGCUCUUGAGAAGUUGGUGUCUCAUUCUAUAGCGCUUAAAGAUGCGUCUUUUAAAAUUUCCUAUUGUAAUGUGUUUUUUUGGUUGCCUUUUACACUUUUACUUGCCUUAAAGCUCAUAGAUGUUUGUGAGUCGAAUAUUUUGCGCUGUGUUAUGUGCUGCUGUUAGAGUUGAAAUAGAAAUCACCGACUUGUAAUCUAGCAAAAA